AUGGAUGAAAAUAAUGUUACUUUCUUAAACAAUCUUGAUUGGAGAUCCAAGUUAUUUACCAUCAAAAUCAAGGUGUUAAGACUUUGGAUUCGUGUGAAUCCAAAAAGAGAAGGAGAAAUCGUUGGUACUGAAAUGGUGGUCAUGGAUGAGCAGGGUACCAGGAUGCAGGCAACUGUUUGGAGCAAGUUCAUGAAAAAACAUGAAAUUUUGCUUAAUGAAAACGAGUCUUAUUACAUUUAUAAAUCUCAACUUUCUGUCAUUAAGUCAAAUUUCAAACACUUUGAUAAGGAACAUGCUAUUAGCUUAAACUUUGAUACAUCUGUUAAAAGGUGUGAGAACUUUGAUGGAAGUUUAUAUGGUAUUCGGUUAGCCUCUUUUGAGUCCAUUAAAGGCGGUGAAGUCGAUGUCAAGUAUCGAGUUGAUUUUAUUGGAUAUGUAGAUGAGUGGUCUGAACCAGAGAUGACCAAAACGAAGAUUGGAAAAGAUAGCGAAUACAUGAACUUGCAAUUGCUGGAUGAAGAGGGUAUCAAGUUAAACUGCACUUUAUGGGAUGAGUAUUGCGAUGAGAUGUUUGGUUAUAUUCAGAGUCAUAAAGAAGAAGUUCAUGUUGUUCUGCUUGUGCAGUUUGGUAGUUUCAACAAGUAUAAAGGGAAGAUGACGCUAUCUAAUGCUUUCCAUAUAACAAGGCUGUUUAUCAAUGCUGACAUAGAGGAGAUUCGUUCAUUUAGAACAAAGUUUGUUGAGAAGAUAUGUAAAACAUCUUCUAAUGGUCAGAAAUCAAUUGGUUCAUCUGGAAGUAUAAGCGUUGCAGAUGACUUUUUAGUGAAGCAUCCGUUUUCCAAUUUUCGUGAUAUUACGCUCUUGGAUAAGCCUUGUGAGGUCAUAGUUCUUGGUACGAUCAUGGGUGUGGAUGAUAAAGGUGAUUGGUACUACCUUGGUUGUGAGGAGUGCACUCGGAAGGUUGAGACAACUAUGGUCAUUGAGGAUGCUGAAGACGGUGCUGAAGAACCUAAGUUUAAACAAGUUUUAGUUUGCUCAAAUCAAGAUUGUCUUAAGGAGGUUGUGGUUGCGACGCCGAUGAUUCCAAUAAGAGUACAAGAUUAUGCAGCUAUUGCCUCUUUGACUUUGUUCGAGCGUGAAGCUAGAAAAAUGUUGGGUGUGACAGCAAUUCAAUUGCUUGAGAAGUGUAAAGUGGAUCAGGCAUGUUUGGAAGAGAAAACCAUUCCCUAUCAGUUUAAAUCUUUGAAUGAUAAGAAGUUUGCCUUCAAGAUUCAAAUUAGUCAAUUCAAUAUUGACAACCAUAUUGAUGGUUAUGCUGUUCAUAAGUUGGUGAAUGAUGCAGCAAUCAUUGAGUCCUUGGAGAGCCGAAUUCCAGCUGAUCAGGGUGUGGACGAGGCGGCUGCUGAUGUUUCACUUAGUGAUAUGUCAACUGGAAACCCUUUUGCUCUAAAGGAUGCUGUGGAUUCUAUUGGUGAUAGCUUCACACCCGAUUGCACAUCUAAAGAUUGUUCUAAAACUUCAUCUUCGGAAUUGAAACGUAACCUUGCUGACGUGUAUGAAGUUGAAGAAAGCAUAUCUCUAUCAUCAACAAAGGUUAAAAAGGCUGGUGUUGGUGCAUAUUUGUGA
Messenger RNA from Helianthus annuus (common sunflower), 1626 nucleotides. RefSeq names its product replication protein A 70 kDa DNA-binding subunit E-like. The coding region runs from base 1 to 1626 and encodes 541 amino acids. Gene Ontology annotation, biological process: DNA replication; DNA repair; DNA recombination. Lineage: Eukaryota; Viridiplantae; Streptophyta; Magnoliopsida; Asterales; Asteraceae. The record is from RefSeq and is a predicted model, not a curated record. Gene Ontology annotation, molecular function: DNA binding. The transcript is spliced from 11 exons. Gene Ontology annotation, cellular component: nucleus.